UAUUUAGGCCUAAAUAAUCUUUUUUUUCAGAACUAUGAGUAAAUGCAAGACUUUGAGUAGCCUAGUUCAGUUAAUAACACAGAUCCGGUAUGACCCUUUGACCUUUUGCAACUUUUAUUGGAUAGCUUAGUGCGGUUGGAUCAUUUCAUUGCAUUCAUAUUCCAUAGGCUACUCCAGUAGACGACUAGUUAUUGCGUAGUAGUUCCUACCUCUCUGGGAGGGGGCAGGCUAAUAAUGCAGAGACUUUUCAGGCGGCGGACAGGCUAUUGAAAUUAUAAGACGCGCAUGCAUGGAAUCAGCAGCCUUCCAAACGACACUGGGAGCGAUGGACUAGCCUACAACAACUAAAUGACCACCAUAAACGCCGAAUACUUCAUGAGGAUAAUUAAAUAUCAUGCUGGUGGCUUGUGUCGACUGGUCUCGCAGUGCAGGAUAGUGGUUCUGCUGGUGGUCCUCUGGUUGAGGAGCGCACUGUCUUCCGCGCUCAUCCCCGCUGGGUGCCCUGAGCGCUGCUUGUGCGAUGAACAACUCGUGGUCCAGUGUUCAGGACAGCGACUGUCUUCUUUUCCCACCAACUUGCCUCUGACCACUAGACAGCUAAUUAUUUCGAACAAUGACAUUCAUGAGCUGCCGGCAUUACAGCUGAAUUAUCUGUCCGAUUUGGUAUACUUGGACUGCAGCAGCAACUUCAUCACCGAAAUCUCGGAAUCCACCUUUGGGAAUCUUCGCAAACUCGUGUAUCUUGAUCUAUCGUACAACAUGUUCACGAAGAUAGAGGACCAGACAUUUGGCCCAUUGUCAAGUUUGGUGAUGCUUCGACUGACGGAUAACCCUUUGCUUUCAGAGAUUCAUCCGACAGCGUUUUCGGAGAAUUUUGGGCUUCAAGUGCUAGACCUCAGUCGAAAUAAUUUAACUGCGCUCAAUGCUACUUCGCUGAUGACUCUACCUGCCCUACGGCAACUCGGGUUGAGCGGAAACCCGUGGAACUGCGUUUGUGAAAUCGAGGACAUUUUAAUGUGGAUGCAAAUCGACACAUUUAGAUUCCAAGAUGAAGCUGAGACGGUGUGUGAGGGCCCCUCAAACCUGCGGGGCCUUCGUUUGGCAGAGCUGGGCCUCCACCUGCGUACGCAGUGCCACCCCGGCCUAGAACGCCAUGACUACCUGUUCUUCGUAGCCAUCGGAUUUGUCAUUUUUGCAGCUGGCACUGUCCUGGCCUGGCUAAUGGGAGCGGUGAUCGUGCUCUUCGACCGUCAUGGGAAGGAAGAUGAAGAGCUUGACUCGGCGCAAGACGACGUGAAAGAAGAAGACAAGGUCUGAAAAGAAAUUUUCAAAAAUCUGAAACUGAAAUAGGCCUACUGUACAUGACUCAAGCUAAUUUAUGACAUUCUGGCCCAGGACUGAAGUACAAAACACUGUGGCACUUGCCCUCUGUCACAUCUUGUGCCCAGGUCUCCUGAGCCACGUGCACCCAUUUCUAUGUCUGAUUACUAAGAUCACACUGUUAAGUCAGAACCUUGCACUGUUGCCAAAUCAAGGACAUGCACACAUUUCCAUUACAUUUUAACUUUUUUUUCUCUUGAGUGGAUCCUCAACUGAGGCAAGGCUGGCUUUUCUCUACGCCAGGCUAGCUGUUACUGUAAAUUCAAGUCUUAUGAUUAUUUUUUGAAGGAUAACAUGUGACCCCAACAAGCCAUGGAACUCUUUAUGGUCAUAAAAUGCACAUUUGUAUUUUUAAAUAAAGUGGGAUAAAGACACAUUGUUGUCAUUGUCAUUACAUGUGUUGCACUCAUUUUGACAGGCCUUUGAGCAUG
Messenger RNA from Engraulis encrasicolus (European anchovy), 1811 nucleotides. RefSeq names its product leucine-rich repeat-containing protein 52. Bases 349 to 1317 code for a protein of 322 amino acids. Gene Ontology annotation, cellular component: voltage-gated potassium channel complex. Gene Ontology annotation, molecular function: potassium channel activator activity; voltage-gated potassium channel activity; transmembrane transporter binding. The transcript has 2 exons. NCBI's taxonomy places the organism in Eukaryota, Metazoa, Chordata, Actinopteri, Clupeiformes, Engraulidae. The record is from RefSeq and is a predicted model, not a curated record.